CAUGCGCCCAGGCCCAAGCUGGGCCCUAGCAACCGCCGCAGUGACAGUAGCAACGGAGCGGAAUGGCAAAAGCAACAACAAUUAAAGAAGCCCUAGCCAGAUGGGAAGAAAAAUCAGGUCAGAAGCCAGCAGAAGCCAAAGAGGUAAAACUUUAUGCCCAGAUUCCCCCUGUAGAGAAGAUGGAUGCAUCCUUGUCCAUGCUUGCUAAUUGCGAGAAGCUUUCGCUGUCUACAAACUGCAUUGAAAAAAUUGCCAAUCUGAAUGGCUUAAAAAACUUGCGGAUCUUGUCACUGGGAAGGAAUAACAUAAAGAACUUAAAUGGAUUGGAGGCAGUUGGGGACACGUUAGAGGAGCUGUGGAUAUCUUAUAAUUUCAUUGAGAAGCUGAAAGGGAUCCAUGUUAUGAAGCGACUGAAGAUCCUCUAUAUGUCUAAUAACCUAGUGAAAGACUGGGCGGAAUUUGUAAAGCUGGCUGAAUUAGGAUGCCUAGAAGAGCUGGUGUUUGUGGGUAAUCCCCUGGAAGAAAAAUACUCCAUUGAGGGCGUCUGGAUUGAUGAAGCAACCAAACGAGUACCCAGGCUGAAGAAGCUAGAUGGAAUCCCAGUAAUUAAAGAGGAAGAAGAAGAAGAAGGCUAAUGCCACAUUUCCACUUUGUUUUAACUUAUGAUAUUUAAGUAAGAACAAUAGAUAAUGCUUUGUAUAAUUGUCUGUUUUAAAAAGUAUAUUGAGGGCAAAAAUAUUUUUAAAAUAUUUUACAAAUCCCUUGUCAUCGUUCUCCCUUUCUUACCCCAUCUCAAGAGUGAGUUAACAAAACAGUGGUGACAGCAACUUUACCUAUAAGGACACAGGCCUCCUAUUUUGUAACUAAAGAAAUUAUGGAUAGCAGUAUCCACUCUUUAGUCACAACUGCAUAUCCCAAGCUAAUAAAAUAUUUAUAAAUAGUUGUUUUUUUCUAGUUAGAAUAGAAGCACAUUUUUCAUGUCCCUUCAACCUAAGUAUUUAAUUAAUUAUAAUAACAAAGGAAUAAUUUUUAGUUCUCUGUUCAAUUUGUUUAAAUACUACUUAGUCUAUUUUUUAAAAAAAUAUGCGUUGCUUCAAGAAAAAAGUUUUAGAUCAACAUAUUUGGAUCUUUACCAUCUUCCUUCCUGUCUAGCCACCUUCUUGUUUAUCAUAGUCCACAAAUGCCAUCUAUUUGGUUCAGAAAGACAACAUGUGGUAUGAAAUGAUCUUCUGUCACCAGCAAGAUUCAGAACUAGCAAGAGAGAAAAAUUCAAAUCCAAGGAGGCAUAUUCCACAUUAUGGUUUGUUGGGAUUUUUAAAAAAUGAGUGCAUGUUAACUGGGAUUUAGGUCAUCUUUACUUGUGGCCACUGAAUCAGAUUAUGGCCUUGUCAGUCCAGUGACUGUAAUUACCUUGAUCUCCUGUAUAAUCACUGGGUCUGAAUCAGUCCUGUUAUGUUCAGUAUCAUUUGUGAAGAUGACUAUACUGAUCACUCUGUGCUGUCAUCUGGUUACUUUGCACAUGUAAAUCUGGCCUUAGGUGCAUGGUGAAAACUGUAAAGAAGUGACUAGCUAUUUUAGGCUUGCCUAAUCCAAACUGACUGCUAGGCAGCAUUACUUCACGUUCACCUAGGUUUUUGUCAGUUGUACGUAAUUAUUGGGGACAAUGAUUGUGGUAGAUAGAAAGAAGAGAGAGCUUAUCAAGAAUUGAAUCUAGCAACUUCCUGAUAAAUGAAAUGUUCUAUUUCUUGGUUCACUUUUGUUUGACCAGUGCCAGUUCAGAUAGCUGAUAUGAUGGAUUAUGUAAGUGCAUAUAGGAGGGAAAGAAAAGAAAGUGACUAUUUUUAUAUGGGUGUACAGGCAAAUGGCCACACCUUUUAGAGUAAUUUCAUGCAACAUUGCAAUAUACUUAAAACUCUGAAAUCACGAAAUAACAAGAAGGCGCAGAAUUUUGGAAUAUUGUGUAACAAAAAAGCUUACAUUCUUUCCCCAUUCUGGGAAGCAUAAGGUGGUACAGUGGGUGCCUAAGUAGAGUUUUGCAGAGAGAAAUGGCCGAUUCACUCAUACAGAGACAGAAGGAAGUCAGGAACUCUCUGCCACAUUGUUCUAGAUAUUCCUAAAGUGAGGUACCACUGAUAAAUUUAUAGUUAAAGGAGAAAAAAGUAAGUUGACAAUUUAAAGAAGUAGCCCCUAGCUUCAGAAGUAUUGAGUUCUUACCAAGACAGGAAACAUUUGAUUUCCUUAUUAGAAAGGUGUUACUGCUUUGACAAUCAGUUUCUAGUGAUAAAAGAAGAAAAAUUGGUGCAGCAUUUUAAACUUUUUAGCCAUUCUCUUAGAAGAAAUUCUACAUAGUUAAUUUAGGAAACCCAAUCUUAAGAUUGGCUUUAGGAAAGCCCAAUCUUAAGAAUCCAAAGUCUGUGAAUAUUCAGGGGGGUCAUAAUUCAAAGAACCUUCAUCGUACUUUUGUUGUGGUUGGUAAUUCAUUCUGUUAUCCUGGUUGAAUUGAAAAUCUUUAGAUUGGGUGAGUGUGUUUCCUUUGUUCUCUUCCCCUAAAAGUUACUGUCAGAGUGAAUGAGUGAUUUUACAGCAGUGUUGGCCAGUUGAGUCUGCUUGUCACAUGGUUUGAUGCCAGUUUUUCCUAUCCUUAGUCUUGACCUUUUUAAAACAGAAGGGACUUUUUUUUCUUUCAUCUGGUAAUCUUGGAAUCACAUGUAGUGUUCAGAGAAAUAGAAGGUAGUGAUUACUGGUGACUUCACCCAAUAUUCACAUUCAUGUCAACAUGUUUAUUGAGUGCCUACUGUGGUGCCUAGCAAGGUUCUUUUUAUGGGACUGAAUCUAGAGUCUUAGCCAUUAGAGAAGGAAAUAUAGGGACCCAGAAGUAGUUCAGGUUCUUACUUCAUCUAUUUCAAAGGACCCUAAAUUUAACUGACGCUUUAUGCCUUAAGCAUAUUGCUUGUAGGAAAGAUGUUUGGCCUAGUUUGAAUGUGUUGUCUCUGUGUUCCUAGAUUAUUCGUAUAUAUUACAUAUAAUAUAUGUUUUAUACAUAUAUGUUUCAAGGGGUUAAAUUAGUUUUACUGAAUCUAUUUUUCCCUCUAAUGGUAAAUUUGUAGAAUUCGUCAGAUCUUUUAAUUGUUCAGAAAAGCUUCUAUUUUAGUCAUCCAAAGAAUUCAACCCUUCUAUGGUAUCUAAUAUCGAUAUAGUUGUGAUUCUAUAUAUUUUUACACAACUCUCUAGUUAUCUGCUGCCAGUUUUCAUGUGAUGUUUAAAAAGGUGAUAUAUGUAUGAUAGAUGGCCAGAAAAGACAUACAAAUGUUAUCCUAUUUUACUCUCUUAACUUUUGGUAGUUUUAUUUUUAUUUUCUCAUCUUUUCCUAGAAGUGUCUCACCUAGCAUUUCUUACCAUUUUUACUUUAACCCAACUCUCCCAAGAUAUCACUGUUUUUCACCUUCUCUCUUUUGAUUAGCAGUGGUACCCUUUCUUGUAUAGGAAAUGUCUACAUUUCUCUUACUCAGUUUCUCAAGUCUAACAUUUUGAGUAUAAAAAAAAAAACUGAGUCCAUGUUUAAGGGUGAUUUAUAGUCAAAUUUUGCACAAGAUUCAGAGUUUUAUGUGUCAAUAAUAAAAAUUUUACAAAUUAUUAUAUGAAACUUGGGAUUGUACAUGAGAGUUGGAUAAUGUAGACAUUCAUAUACAUCUUUCCUUAGUGACUCACUUUUUGAAAAGUGCUUUACAGUUUACAAAUGGUAUUCCUUACAACAAACCUCUGAGAUAGUUCAAAUCUAGUUUGGGAGUGAUCUGAAGAUAUGGUUCAUUAUGUGAAAAUAACUUGGUCUUGGCAAUGUUCCUAGGUAUGGUUUAAAAAAAAUUUUUUUAAAUUACUAUUUAAGUUGAUGUUAAUUCACUUCCUUUGAGAUUAUAUGCCAGGAACUGAGAUCAGGGGAAUUAAUCUUCCUCUUUCAGCCUCUGAAGGAGGAUUGAAAUUUGAGCAGAGAUGAUAUAAAAGAGCUUAGACGCUAUUCUUAUAUGGAAAGAGAGCUUUUGCUUUGACAGGGAUCUCAUUAGCAGUGUGAAAUAGAAUGAUAAGGAGGGAUGAGAAGUGAGGUUUUGAGGGUAUUCAAGUCUCUCUCAAGGAUUUGUUCUCAGUAUUAAUUCCCAUUAUGUGUAAAUAAAUCUUAAGGCUAAUUUACCUCUGGGGUUUACCAUAAUCAUCCACCUGAAAGGACUAAAUAGAAAGGGUUUGUGUAGAGAGAGGUAGGAUUUGAUCAUUCACUGAAAGAGUGAAAUAAUAUCAAAGGCACUGUCACUAGUGGAGAAGGCAAACAGCCUACUGUAUGGUUCAGUAGGUCAUUUUUUUAUCAGCACAGUGGAUAAAGUGCUGGGCUUAGAGUUAGGAAGACUCAUCUUCCCAAGUUCAGAU
This is a messenger RNA of Vombatus ursinus (common wombat), 4413 nucleotides long. RefSeq names its product dynein axonemal light chain 1 (gene DNAL1). Gene Ontology annotation, molecular function: protein kinase binding. Lineage: Eukaryota; Metazoa; Chordata; Mammalia; Diprotodontia; Vombatidae. The record is from RefSeq and is a predicted model, not a curated record. The transcript is spliced from 8 exons. The coding region runs from base 63 to 635 and encodes 190 amino acids. Gene Ontology annotation, cellular component: cytoplasm.